Molecule: messenger RNA, 3992 nt
Organism: Lingula anatina
Lineage: Eukaryota; Metazoa; Brachiopoda; Lingulata; Lingulida; Lingulidae
Molecular function (GO): protein binding
Source: RefSeq, a predicted model, not a curated record
UACUUUCGACAAAGAUCGCGGUUUCUGAUACAGCUGUUUUCUAACACCUUGGCGGAGUCUUAUCAGGUUGGGUUCCCUUCUAAUUGCAGGUGAGUGAGCGCCCGGUGAUGUAUGCGCCCUCUCCGCAUACUGUGUGGAACCCAGGCCCAACACCUUGACAACACUACCCGCUGUGACGAUCACCUCUUAGUACAGUGGAGUGGAAAGUGAGUGAAGGAGAGACAGUGAGGUUAUUUGCACUCAAGCUCCUGUUUCGUUUGCACCAACAGCAACUGGACAGCUGCUGUUUAUUCGAUUAAACCAUAGCUGACUGAGCAAGUUCUGACUAUUGUUGGGUCAAGUAUAUACAAGGAUACGGUUUAAUUAAAGGUAUAUUUGGCAGUGGAAGAGAUUAUUCCAUCGUCUAGUUAACGUGCGCCGUUACUUAAGUUAAUGAGUGCAUACGUAGUGCACUGUGAUACCAUUCACAGUUAGUGGAAAAGAGACGCUCUGCCUGAACUAUGGCACAAGUCAGCUGACACAGGACAGACUUUAUUCAUUUUGACCCUGUUCUUACUUACCUAGCAAUUUCAAAAGUGACAUAAACUUUUUUGAAACCAUGGAUGAGACGGCCGCGAUGUAUGCGGCAGUUCAGAAGCAUUCAACGCCCGUAGCUCCGCCUCGGAGUCGAAAGAAAAGCAGCACUAGUAGCAGCACCAGUGGCAGCACCAGUGGCAGCUCUACUCCCAGAACAAACCAGGACCCUGUCGCCCCGCCUAGACGGAAAUCGGUGGAAAAACAAAACCGAUUGGUGGAAUAUAAGGAAGUCUAUAGUAGCCUUCGAUCUGCUUGCAAGUCACAUAACCACGAGAAGAUCAAGGACUUAUUAAAGACACACGAAAAAGCAGCUCUAGAUUUGUGUACCCGGUUUGAACAGUCGGAGGGGCAGGGGUCUCUGAUGGCGAACGCGGCGUUAAACUGUGCUACAGACACCUUAAAAUUGUUCUUCGAUGCCGGAAUUCCUGUUAACUGCAUGGAUUUGAACGGAGAAACGGCUCUUCACGCAGCUGUCAAGGGAAACCAUGACGCCGUCGUACACUUUCUUUUAAAGAAUUACACCGAAGUGGACGUGGAAUUACGAGACUUGGACGGCGCGACAGCUCUGAUAACGGCGGUUGAAAACGGCAACAUAGAAAUCGUUAAGAUGUUACUGGAUUGCAAAUGCAAUCCAAACUGUUCCUACAAACACGGGUUUACUGCUCUGCAACAAGCGGCCGCACAUUCAGAAGUAGAAAUAUGCAAGGUGUUACUGGAGAACGGCAAGGAUAUCGAUAUCAAUCAGCCAGACGAGGACGGAAACACGCCGCUGAUUUUGGCAGCAAGCAUAGGGUGUGAGAAAGUUGUAGAGGCAUUAAUAAAGCAUGGUGACUGCGACAUAAAUCGCCACAACAAACAGGGCUUUACGGCACUCCACGGGGCAGUGGACGGCGGAUACAGGGACGUUGUGUCCAUCCUUGUUGAGGCAGGUGCGCAGGUAAACCAAGUCCCGUCAACCGGUGUGACAGCUCUUUUCCAAGCUGUGGAAAAUGGAUUCGAUGAAAUCGUAGAGAUCCUUCUAGAGAACAAAGCUGACGUCACGUUAGCUAAACCGGAUGGGUCAACCCCUCUUCACGUCGCUGCAUCUAAAGGGCGUGAGCAAACGCUGCGGAAGCUCAUCAAAUCAGGCGCUUGUAUCGACCAGCAAGACAAUGCCGGUGCCACGCCCUUGUUUGACGCGGCUUCCAAGGGACAAGAAGAAGCCGUGAAACUCCUCAUCGCCGCCGGGGCUAACUUGCAGUUAUCGGAUAAAGAAGAAUGGACGCACUUACACGUAGCUGCCAGCAACGGGCACGCAAAUUUAAUAGAACUUCUGGUGGAUGCCGCAAGCGAUAACAUAAAUAAACAAGGCAAGGCGGGGGUAACGGCUCUGUAUCUUGCAGCCCAAAAUGGUCACGUGGUGGCUGUCAGCGACUUGCUGGAACUAGGCGCCGACUUGAACAUUGCAGAAACAACCAAGUCUCGCACUCCUCUCUUCGCCGCCGCUCUCAACGGUCACCUCGAUAUCAUCAAGUUGCUUCUUUCAAAGGGCGCCGACAUCAACUCGCCGGCAUCCAACGGCUGUACACCACUCAUGGCGGCCACGUCGUCACGCCACACUAGAGUCGUCAACUUUCUCCUAGAGAACGGUGCCAAGGUCUCCGGACACGAUGAUAAAGGGUUCGGUGCUCUCCACCUCGCCUCAGCCAGUGGGGAUAUUACUCUGGCUAAGUUAUUCGUCGCUGCCGGGGCUGAUGUUGACGCUCAGUCUUUUACUGGCAUAACAAGUUUGUAUCUUGCGGCACAAAACGGCCAAACUGAUAUGAUAAGGUUUCUGCACUCUAAACAAACUGACAUGAACGUCAUUGGGAAGAACGGGUAUAGCGCUCUCCAUAUAGCGACCAUUAUGGGUCAAGAAGAUUCGGUAAAGACGCUGCUUGAGGAAGGUGCUGACAGCGAUGUUUGCAGUGCAAAAGGAGACACCAGUUUGCUGCUUUCCGUGAUCUACGAAAAGUCAACCAUCACAGAAAUCUUAAUAUCAUAUGGUGCAGACGUGAACUGCAAAGACUCAGACCAAAAAACGCCCCUUCACCACGCCAUAGAGAGGCAUGAUAUUCUAAUGUUGGAACUUCUCUUGGAAAAUGACGCUGACCCGAACAGCCAAGAUGUCGCUGGCUGGACCCCGCUUCACAUAGCGUCUCAGUUAGGGGACACCGAUGCAGUCUCCGCUCUACUUUCCAAUGGCGCUGACGUCAACAAAGGUGACGUCGACAUGACGACACCCCUUCACGUGGCUGUUUACGCCAAACGCACUGGGGUCACGAAGCAGCUUGUUAAGGCUGGUGCCGAUGUUUUAGCAGCCGGCUUUAAAGGACAGUCUCCCAUGGACUUGGCGGUGACCUCUGAGAUACGCAGAAUUCUGGACGCUGCUGUAAAGCGGUGAAGCUAAAAAACUAGUCAACUGAUUUUCUUUUUAUUGGUAUCACUUACUAGGACAAUACCAUGGAUGUAACACGACUGAUUUAAAAAGCAUUCAUAUUAAUUGAUCUCGCAUAUGACUUUGCAGAGUACGAUAUGAACUCUCCAUGUUGUCACAGCAUAUCCCCAACAGCAAGUUAUAUAGUAGAUACAUUCAAAAACCUGGUACAAACGACAUUGGCGUAUUCAUCAGAUGGCAUCCUUCAUCUUCAUCCAAAACAAGAGGGAAGAAGAUAUCAUUAGACACAUGUCAUCAUAACCGUUUAAGGGCAUGAAUUUCUGUUAAACAAAUGUCAGUAUAUAGUCAUUAUAUUUAUAAUAAGCCCGUACGUCGCGGUAACAUUAUUACUUCCAGAGUUUGCAAAAAGAUACGUCGCAGCAGAAAUACAAUGAAACAGAUUUAUGUAAUGCAUUUAAGCAGUUACCGUAAUUAGACGUACAAUAAUAGCUGGGUUGUAGUUACACAAAUACAAUUGCAUGUAUUUCACAUGUGAACUCAUUUUCUUGCUUUUUUGACGAAAUAAUUUGGGCACAGCAGACAGGAGAAAGGAGAUGUUUUGGGGAAGAUGAGAAAAACCAAGGGACAGGGCCGAUUUUCGAAUAUCAUUCACAAAUUUACUGGUUAUUUCUGACCUGACACGUCUACUGGAUACUCAUUUAUCAACUUCAUGUGAAUUUUUAUGUUUAGCAUUUUUUGGGGGAGGGCAUAUGAACGUUCAAAUGCUCAUCACAAAAUUUGAAUAAUAAUGACAUAUUUCAAACUUAAAUCAUGGAUGCUAAUCAUUCGAAUGUAAGAGAUUAAAUAGAGGCCACUUAUAUACAGAUGGUGUGAUGGAAAGAUGAAAUUUCAACAUAUUACUCAGAACGCCUAUUUUAAUAUUAAUGUAUUUGAAUCCGGCAUCUUUCACAUCUGGCUGGUGACCAGCUUUCUCCGACUUGGCCGCCAAUGGCAAAUAAAC